Molecule: messenger RNA, 2891 nt
Organism: Salarias fasciatus (jewelled blenny)
Lineage: Eukaryota; Metazoa; Chordata; Actinopteri; Blenniiformes; Blenniidae
Gene: lgi1b
Product: leucine-rich, glioma inactivated 1b
Exons: 10
Coding region: 247-1878 (543 amino acids)
Biological process (GO): myelination
Molecular function (GO): protein binding
Source: RefSeq, a predicted model, not a curated record
CCGUAUUCCGUCUGUCCCGCAUUUGUAAUCGUGCGCCCUGCAGAACAAAUCCGCUGGACGGGCGCCUUCCGUCCUAUUGAGACGCAGGCAGCAUAGACACCAGCCUGCAUCCUGGGAGGACAGACGCCGAUCUGAGGCGAGGAGGGGAGACAAACAAACAAACAAACAAACAAACAAACAAAAAAACAGUGGAUCUGGGCGCUCCUUGCAGAUUUCGCCUUGGAAGUUGCAUGCGCGGCCGACGGAAUGGGACGCCCGGGCAGAGGCUGGGGAGGAUGGACGCUCCUGGUGUGGCUGCUCGCCGGCAGCCUGGCUCUGGACGCUCGGAGGGUCCGCCAGCCCCGGUGCCCCGCCGGAUGCACCUGCACCAAAGAUAAUGCCCUGUGUGAGAACGUGCGAUCCGUGCCUCACACUUUCCCGUCGGACGUCGUCUCGCUAUCUUUUGUCAAAUCUGGAUUCAAUGAAAUCACUGGAGGAAGCUUUGUUCAUACACCUGCCCUACAACUGCUAUUGUUCACAGCAAACUCUUUCGACCUUAUUGAUGAGGACGCAUUCCUCGGUUUAACGCAUCUUGAAUACCUAUUUAUUGAAAACAACAAGAUUGAAUUGAUCUCCCCGCACGCUUUCCGGGGCCUGAAAACACUGAUCCAUCUGAGUCUGGCUUACAACAACCUUGAGACGCUGCCCAAGGAUGUUUUCAAGGGAAUGGAUGCUUUGACUAAAGUGGAUCUGCGGGGCAACAGCCUGAUAUGCGACUGCAAGCUCAAGUGGCUGGUGGAGUGGAUGCAUCACACCAACGCCACCCUGGAUCAGAUCUACUGCAGCGGCCCGCCCAUCCACCAGGGGAAGAAGAUCAACGACCUGCUGCCGCACUCGUUUGACUGCAUCACGGCAGAAUUCGCUUCUUAUCAGUCGAUGAAGUUUGAAUCGAUUUCGGUGGAGGCCUUCACCUUUGGUAAGGAACAAUAUGUUGUGUUUGCUCAGCCCUUUGCUGGGACCUGCAGUUUCCUGGAAUGGGACCACGUCGAGAUGACCUUCAGAACCCAUGACACCAUCCAGAGCACCUCCACCGUGGUCUGCAAGCCCAUGGUCAUCGACAGCCACCUGUUCGUCAUCGUCGCCCAGCUGUUUGGCGGCUCGCACAUCUACAAGCGCGACACCUCCGCCAACAAGUUCAUCAAAAUCCAAGACAUCGACAUCCUGAAGAUCCGCAAGCCCAACGACAUCGAGACGUUCCUGAUCGACGGAGAGUCGUUCUUCGUCAUCGCCGACAGCUCAAAGGCUGGCUCCACAACAGUGUACAAGUGGAACGGCAACGGCUUCUACUCGCAUCAGUCGCUGCACCCGUGGUACCGGGACACGGACGUGGAGUACCUGGAGAUCUCCAACAAGCCACACCUGAUUCUGUCCAGCAGCUCGCAGAGGCCCGUGGUGUACCAGUGGAACCGGAGCCAGAAGCAGUUCGACCGCCGGACCGACAUACCGGAGAUGGAGGACGUCUUCUCGGUCAAGCAUUUCGCGGUGAAAGGUGAUCUAUUUAUAUGCCUGACAAGAUUCAUCGGGGACUCCAAGGUGAUGCGCUGGGACGGUGCCAUGUUUAAAGAGGUCCAGACGUUUCCUUCCCGCGGGUCUAUGGUGUUCCAGCCCGUCUCCAUCGGCAACUGGCAGUACGCCAUCCUCGGCAGCGAUUAUUCACUGACACAGGUUUACCAAUGGGACACCAAGAGAGGCCAGUUUGUCCCAUCCCAGGAGCUGAAUAUUCAGGCUCCCCGAGCGUUUUCUGUGCUCUCCAUUGACAACAGAGUGUUCCUACUUGCAUCCAGCUUCAAGGGGAAAACACAGAUCUACGAACACCUCAUGAUCGACCUGAGUAAUUAAAUUACAUAUUUUGAUUGGGGAAGAAGUGGCGAUUUUUGCAUAAAGCAUCCAAGUCACAUUUUGAAUCCGCCAAACCAAGUUCAGACAAAAAAAAAAAAAAACACAUUCAAGACAUAGUUCAACUUGUCUGAAGAGAUUUUUCUAAUAUAUUUCUGGAUUUUUAAGCUAAUUUAGGGAGGAAUUAAUGACUGGAUCGGUGUAGUGCUGAUUCUUUUUACUUUGAGAAAACUCAACAUACGUUCUUUGACACUGAAAAUGUACAGUAUUUUACGUGAUCCCUGAUAGCGACCGCAAACCACGCUGACUUUGAUAAAGUAAUUCUAUUUUUCUCGACGCCUUUUUUGCUACGUUUGAAAAUCUAACCGACGGGUGUUCAGAAUAUUUUAAGCUUGUUUUAAGCUCCUUCAUAGGACAUUCGCUGCAUUGAUAGUUGACAGUUAUUUACUCAAAAACAUUGAAAAAUACUUCUCUGAUUCCAUGAUGCCUGUCAAGAAAAUGGAAGCGAUCAUUUAGGACGAGACGUUUACCAACGUAGUUUCAUCUCCGCUGCAGUUUAGUGGAAAAAAUCUUCAAUCUGAAUCUUAAAUUCCCUCCUGUGUUUGAUGAUAAAAUGACAACACAGCUGCCAGAAAGGCAACCCGUGCAUCAAUCCUUAUAAUAUACCUGCAAAAUCAGUGUGAGGAACUUAAAAAAAAAACAAAACAAAACAAUAAUCUCUACCCUGCCUGUUCUCAAUUGAGCAAGACUGUACGCAUGAUACCGACAGUGGUGGUGUGGAGUUACCAUGAAUGACUUACUGGAAGCGUCCCACUGUGUCACCAGGCGCUCUCUCUUUCACUGCUCUCUUGCCCCCUUUCUCCCUAAUUGACAAAAACCAUUGUUGUCUUUACUCCGCAGCUAAAAGCCAACCACUGUGCAGCGCACACUACCUGUGCUUUCACACAGUCCUCUUAUUCCAACACAAAAGAAACUGAAUAUUGAUAACAAUUAACUUUCACUGACAACAAUCUGCC